Monosiga brevicollis MX1 is the source of this 2475-nucleotide messenger RNA. RefSeq lists its product as uncharacterized. Lineage: Eukaryota; Choanoflagellata; Craspedida; Salpingoecidae. The annotation marks the transcript as partial. Gene Ontology annotation, molecular function: ATP binding; transmembrane receptor protein tyrosine kinase activity. The record is from RefSeq and is a predicted model, not a curated record. Gene Ontology annotation, cellular component: signaling receptor complex. Gene Ontology annotation, biological process: positive regulation of kinase activity; cell surface receptor protein tyrosine kinase signaling pathway; multicellular organism development. The transcript has 8 exons.
AUGCGGGCAGUGGUGGGUGGGAGAUGGCUUUGGACCUUGCUCCUGCUGACCGUGGCGUGCGUGCCAAGGGUUGGUGGGGCUCGGCGGUGUGCCGUUCCGGGUGAUUGUCGGCCAUGUGAGGGGCGUUUGCUGUUUACCAACUCGCUCCAGGGUCGCACUUCGUGCCAGGGUACCCUGCUGUACGCCUACGCGCAUGGCCACGUGUGCAACAGCACCUGCCUAACCGACGGAGCCAUGGCCUCCCCAAUCUUGGAGUGCUUUGACGGCCAUUGGGUCUGGCCCACAGACCUAACGAGCCAAGACAUGUGCCCCCCAUAUAGGGCACAAAACUGCACCUACACGCCCGGCAACUCUACCACCGCGGGCGGCAGCCUCGUCUGCGACCGCUGUGCAAACACACAGCCACCAGCUCUUCGCGUCCUGCCGCAAAUCCUCUCCGCCGACAUUGAACAUGUUCACCUGCCCUGCCAAGAGAUACAAAGCCUGGGCGAGGGGUUUCAGAGCGUGCCCUACAUGCGCUACCUCAACCUCUCUCAUUCCUGGCUCACAGUCUUCUCCAUGCGCAGCCUACGUGCUUUGGAGGUUCUGGACCUAAGCUUCAAUACCAUCAGCUACCUCAACUCUGCCAUCAUUCCCAACAUGAUUCCACACAUGCGUGCCAUAUACCUUCAAGGCAACCCCCUGGAGACGAUCCGGCCCAACACCUUUGCCGCCACGUUUCCCAAGACGUGCGGGCCCGAAUACACCCUGAACUUCCCGACCACUGCAAACUGUGAUUGCGUCCUUGCCCCCAUUCCUGGAGAUUGUGGCCGCGUCAACUGCUCUGGCGCUUGUGUCGUGGGAACUCGUGUCACCACCAUCCAGUGCCCUGAAUACGAUCCCGACGGACCCGUGCUCGGUUCUCUCAAUCUCACCGCACUCGCCAGCCCCGAUCAAAUUUGCGAUGGCAUUCCCCAGUGCGCCAAUGGCUGGGACGAACAUAUUUGUGACAUGAUGGUUCGCGUCCCCACGAGUUCAUCAGAUCUGGCCGUUGCACUCUUUCAGCCAUGUUCCGGCACCAUCUUCAACAUCUCCUCUCUCCGUGGCAUCGUUCUCAUGCUGCCCGACCUAACCGCCGAGCUACCCUUUGAACGGUGCUUUGAUGAUUCCAUCUUCUACCCCACUCGUGAAAUCCUCCAAGUCCUCUCCUCGGGGCUUGUCACGGAGAGCUCUGAUCGCGCAGGCAUGCAGGUCAUGUUUGCUUUGAGCAAUUCCACCCAGGGCACCGUCACCCUCACAACAGACGACAAUCUAACCCUCGUGCUUAAUGUCGCCAUCAACAUGGGGGAUCAAAGCACUCUCUCCCCGGCCGUCACUGCUUCUAGUUCCGUGCCGCAUCACCUCACCACCGAGCCCGGAUUGACCCUCUCUCCCUCCUCAACGCACCAAGCCGGGGUCAUCGUGGCCGCCAUUGCGGCUAGCGUGGUGGUCUUGGUGGCCGGAAGCCUACUCGCUCUCCUCGUGCUGCGUCACCGACGUCGUCAAUGGCGUCAAUCUGCCUUGCAACGCGACGUUGAGGAUGUUUUGGCCGCCAUGGCCCUCGACUUUGGUGCCGAUAGCAAACGCCUGGUUUUUCUCCCAAGCAACAACUUUAUUUUGGGCAACGAGCUGGGUAGCGGUAAUUUUGGGCGCGUUGUGCAGGCAUCUUCAUGUGGAGCAAUGGUGCCCACGCAGGUGGCCAUCAAGAUUGCACACUUGAUCCAGAGCAAGAAUCAGACUGACGCCGUCCUGCGCGAGGCCUUGCUGCUUCACACAUUGGAGCAUCCAAACAUCAUUGCCAUUUACGGUUGCACCCUUGUGGAACAACGCCUGGCCAUGGUGCUUGAGCUCGCGCCCUUGGGUCCACUGCGCGAGUAUUUACGAGCUCCCGACGGCCCCGGUUCAGGUACUCCGCAGGCCCAGCGCCUCAGUUGGCUCUGCCAGCUGGCAUCGGCCUUGGCCUACCUGCAUCAACGACCAAUGAUUCACCGCGAUCUGGCAGCACGCAACGCCUUGUUGGUGUCCGAGGACGUCUGCAAGCUCUCUGAUUUUGGCUUAUCUCGCCGCUUAAAGACUGAAGAAGAUUACUAUCGGCCGCAGCCCAACGGCGACUUGCCAUUUCGUUGGAUGAGCCUAGAGGGCCUCAACGGCAAGCCGCAUACUCUUGCGAGCGAUGUCUGGGCUUUUGGUGUACUUGCGUUCGAGGUUUUGACCGGUCAAGUUCCAUAUGCAGACACAGACCCUCUCCAACUGCGUCUCUUCCUAGAUCGGGGUCACCGUCUGAGAUUGCCUCAAGACCUGGCUCCCCCUUUGACAAGCUUUUGCCAGGUGGCAGUGGGUUCGUUCAUCUACCCCUAUACUGACAUGCCAUUCCUGCAUUGGCCGAGCUGUCGCGUAGGCUCCUCCAGCAGUGCUGGCACAAUCAACCAGGAGCGCGACCUACGGCUGCGCAGCUGG